This is a messenger RNA of Paramormyrops kingsleyae, 1248 nucleotides long. RefSeq names its product thymocyte nuclear protein 1 (gene thyn1). Gene Ontology annotation, cellular component: nucleus. The record is from RefSeq and is a predicted model, not a curated record. NCBI's taxonomy places the organism in Eukaryota, Metazoa, Chordata, Actinopteri, Osteoglossiformes, Mormyridae.
GGUAAUGUAGUCUACCUGGUUAAAUUGGCCGAUAGAGGGAGUAACGUUAUCGGUAAAUUAAAUUUAUCCUUUUCGUUUUCAGUGAUUACAGAUCUUCUUUUAAAAAUUAUUUUCUCAAAAUUUUCUUAGGACUACACUACGUACGAUAUACGUCACAUACGCAGCGACCAUGCUUCGCGGAAUAUGUAGGUCAGUCAUGACGCAUCAUACGUAAAAAUAAUUUGCGACAUGCCGCCUAAGAAGCGUGCUCGAGGACGACCAGCUAAAUCUGCAGAGGCCACUCCUGACCAGGUUACUGAGGAAACAGAGAUUAGAAGGAAAAAGACUCAAAAGUCAAAGUCUGCUGGGAAGGAAGGGGCAGACAGAGAUGCACCAGUUGGUAAAGCGGCCUACUGCCACUGGCUGAUGAAGUCAGAACCGGAGAGCCGAUUUGAAAAUGGCGUUGAUGUUAAGUUUGGAAUUGAGGACCUCAAAGCUCUUCCCAAUCAGACAGGAUGCUGGGAUGGAGUUAGAAACUACCAGGCUCGAAACUUCAUGAGGGACAUGAAGGUACAGCAGUUGGCCUUCUUCUACCACAGCAACUGUAAGGAGCCUGGAAUCGCUGGGCUCAUGAAGAUUAUCAAAGAAGCAUAUGUGGAUCACACCCAGUUUGACAGGAGUGACGCCCACUACGACGCUUCCAGCAAGCCGGAAAACCCCAAGUGGUAUAUGGUGGACGUGCGGUUUGAGAGGAUGACCAAGCGCUUUCUCCCAUUGGCUGAGCUGAAGAAGUACCACCUGCAGCAUAAGGCGGAGGGCGGGGCCCUCGGAAGCCUGGCUCUCUUCACUAGGGCACGCCUGUCCGUGCAGCCUCUCUCUGCAGAAGAGUUUGACUUUGUGCUGAGUCUGGAGGACAGAGAUCCCAUUUAGGGAUGCAGGCCUGUUUCCCUCCCCUGGACAGACCAUGUGAUGGCAUCUCUUCAAGGGCACUUGCACUCUUUAUAACAGUCUCUAGCCUGGGUGCAUGUGAUUGCUUUUUUUCUUGAAACUCUUCUUUUAACUCUCAGUCCGAUAGUGUGUUCAUUUUCCAUGAAUGCUAAACAUAGCGACCAGUUAUAAAGGCUAAAAGCUAGCUCACCUGUUACAGGCUGCAUAGAUCAAAUUAUAAACAUACAUUUUCCAAUGAAAAAAGAAUUGUAAUGCUGCAGAGAUUGUUUGCUGAAACCUUGAAUGCCACAAUUAAAGCACCGCCAGUAAUUUUGUCCUGCA